Molecule: messenger RNA, 1184 nt
Organism: Cuscuta campestris
Lineage: Eukaryota; Viridiplantae; Streptophyta; Magnoliopsida; Solanales; Convolvulaceae
Source: the annotation of a GenBank genome assembly
UCCACCAUCAUCUGGCCUCUUUAUCACUACAACAAUAUUAGUACUUCCCUUGUUUAUUCUUAUCCCUGCUGUUCGUCAUUUAUUUGUAUAAAGUAGAAUCUAUAUAUAUUACGGAGAGUGAGUACGUACUAUUCUUUAUUCUUUUUGUAUUGUCGGUAUGUAUGUGUGGACCGAUAAUAAACAAACAAACGCAGUUAUGUUACAUACCCUAUUGCUCAGUAUUAUUCAUGAUGAAUGGUCAGUUUCCUCUCUCACGACCAUGAUUGUCUCUGAUUCCGAUUUAGCUUCCGCAUCGUCCAAUUCUCAUCAUGCCGAUCAAUCGGCCUUUGGCCAUGACCUAAGCCAGACUCAAUCAUCCCAUUCGUCACCGCCGGCCAUGCCCGGCCAAAAGUUACGCCGAUUGAGGAAGCAAUUUCCUUCCUCGACCCCAGCACGGGGGGGCUCGAGGGUUAAGCUGAACGAGAGCAUCAUGGCACUGUGCCAUUGCCAAGUUACUGAACAGGGGUUCGCCGAUGCCACUGACAUGGUUGGACCCUCUAUUGAUGUUCUAAGGCCUACUAGCACCCAGACCGCCCUAGACGCUCCGUCGGGGUUCUUUACAGUCCAUUUGGCGUCCCUGAAGAAGGGGUUGCAAUUUCCUCUCCACCCGCUGUUGAUUGAAUUCCUCAACGAGGUGAACCUCCUCCAGUGUCAGUUGGUUCCCAAUUCCCACUGGUACAUUGCCGGUUAUCUGAUCAGAUGCAAGGAUAUAGGGGUGAAACUUACUCUCGACCACUUCCUGUUCACUUUCAAGCUGACCAAGGGUCACAAGGAUUGGGCGUCCUAUGCCAGUCUUUCCCAAAGGUCCAGCAAAUUUUUUAUAAGCGACAAGAAGGGGUCGACCAAGGACUGGAAGCCCUUCUUUGUCUUUCUCUCGACGGGGCCUGAAUCUCCUUUCACGGGUUCAGGGCUCCCCUCUUUCCGUCGCAUCCCAUGUCCCCCAUCUGACGCCACCCUCUUGUCCAUGACCCACCAACUCUGCGGCUGAGGGGACGUCAGAAUUAAGGAGGUGGUGACCGAGGAGUCUUUUGAGUUCGUCCAAGACGAACUUCGUCACCAACCUGAGCUGUUGAGGGAUGUUCCCGGCGGCAGUCAGCCCGACCUGCCCAGGGGCGCUCCUGAGGGAGGCCUAGACUGUGGUCCUU